Jaculus jaculus (lesser Egyptian jerboa) is the source of this 730-nucleotide messenger RNA. It is a transcript of the gene Rbm8a, whose product is annotated as RNA binding motif protein 8A. Gene Ontology annotation, molecular function: mRNA binding. Gene Ontology annotation, cellular component: cytoplasm; exon-exon junction complex; nucleus. Lineage: Eukaryota; Metazoa; Chordata; Mammalia; Rodentia; Dipodidae. The transcript is spliced from 6 exons. Gene Ontology annotation, biological process: RNA splicing. The coding region runs from base 58 to 582 and encodes 174 amino acids. The record is from RefSeq and is a predicted model, not a curated record.
CGACAGUCUCCCGAGGAGCCCGGAUGCUGAGCGGCGCUGAGCGCGGAGGCAGGCAAGAUGGCGGACGUGCUGGACCUUCACGAGGCGGGCGGCGAGGAUUUCGCCAUGGAUGAGGAUGGGGACGAGAGCAUCCACAAGCUGAAAGAAAAAGCGAAGAAACGGAAAGGCCGCGGCUUUGGCUCCGAAGAGGGGUCCCGAGCGCGGAUGCGCGAGGAUUAUGACAGCGUGGAGCAGGAUGGCGAUGAGCCCGGACCACAACGCUCUGUUGAAGGCUGGAUUCUCUUUGUCACUGGUGUCCAUGAGGAAGCCACUGAAGAGGACAUCCAUGACAAGUUUGCUGAAUAUGGGGAAAUAAAAAACAUACACCUCAACUUGGACAGGCGUACAGGAUACCUAAAGGGGUAUACUCUAGUUGAAUAUGAAACCUACAAGGAGGCCCAAGCUGCCAUGGAGGGACUCAAUGGCCAAGAUUUGAUGGGACAGCCUAUCAGCGUGGACUGGUGUUUUGUUCGGGGUCCACCCAAGGGCAAGAGGAGAGGUGGCCGAAGACGCAGCAGGAGUCCAGACCGGAGGCGGCGCUGACCAGUCCGCUGUUGCCCAAGCGGUCUUUUCAAGACUCCAUUUUGUCACAUAACCAUGGAAGAGUAGGGCUGAAAUGGAACUUGUGUUUCUAUUUAAUCUCUUCAUAUUUCUUUUGAGUUAUGAAUAAAUGUUGUGUUUGUGUUUUCUA